AAAUACUUAAGCCUUGUUUAAGUAGGAAAAAAUAUUUACAAUAUUCCAUAUGCUAUAAUAAUUAGUGAGUUGCUAUUUGAGUUUUGUACUACCACCAUGAUAUUGUUUUUUUUUUCUUUUCAUUUUAUAAUUUCAUAAACUUUGAAAUGUUGUUAAUAAAAUCAAAUAAAUCAAUAACAAAUAUUAUAAUUAUAUUGUCAUUGUCUGUUUAAAUUUUAAAUGUAUAUUAUAACUUGGUUGGAGUAUAAUUUCCUUAAUUAAAGUUAUCUUUCUCAAAACAAAACAAAAAAUCAUUUCAUAAUUUUCAUAUGGUGUAAACCAUAAAAUUUAAUUCUAAACCUUCCUAUAAUGAUCUAACAAUAUGAAUCAAAGAUCCCAUCUCUUUGAAUAAAAUAAGCAUAAGUCUAGCUAUAUAUAAAUCAUAUACCACAAACCAACCGUAACAUUGCAAGUAACAAAAGUGUUAAUAAGACUCUGAAUGAUCUUGACAAUACAUAAACGAGGAUCCUAGUGGAUCUAGAGACACAAAAAUUAGAAGAAUUUUCUCUUUACAGGGAUUAUUAUGUUGAAUUAAAUGUCAAAUGAAGACUAAAUCAUUGGCAGUAGCAUGUCUAUCCCAAACCAAAGUUAGAAGAUAACCAACUUUAAUAGAUGAUCCAUUUAACUUUUAUUUGAAUGGAAAAUAAGACAUAUUAAUAAGCAAAAUUCUUUGGCCACCUCCCAACCUUCUAGGUCACCUCUGGUGAAAAACCCAAACUACCCCUGACUUCGGAAAUGCAUUUUCGAAAUGCAAGAAAAAUGUGUUUUCGGAGAUGCAUCUCCGAAAGCGCCAUUUUUUUGAAAAAAUUGUCUUAUUUCGGAAGUUCAUUUCCGAAAACAGCAUUUCGGAAGUUCAUUUCCGAAAUACUGCGCGUUUUGCAGAUUAAGCAAAAUAGGCCCCCUCCCCCAUUCAUUUGCCCUAAUCUUCUUCCAAACUCAUCCUCUUUCAAAAUUUCUGCAACAAGCAAGUGUGAAGUCAAAUAGAUUGCCAAAGUCUUCUUCCAAUCUCAACCUAAAUAAUCUCAAACACUAAUUGGUAAGUUUAUCAUUUUAUUUCAAUUUUUAGAUCCAUUAUUCAUUACUCUAUUAGGGUGUUUAGAGAUUGAAAAAAUCACAUUAAGAUAGGUUGGUACUGAUAUUAGGUUGUUUAGUAGGCAUAAAAGUAGUUUUGAUUUAGGAUUUUGGGGUCUGCCAUUGGAGGUUGCAGAGAACUUCUGCGCAGGGGUGUUUCGGAAGUUCAUUUCCGAAAACACCUUCAUUCCCAAUUUCAGAAAUGAACUUCCGAAGUGUAUCAGAAUUUCAAUUUUUUUUAGAUUUUUCUGUUGUCUCGCAUAUUAAUCGAUUUCAAUUGUUUUCAGGAACAUGUCAGGCAACCAACCAGCACGCAUCAGACAGGGUAGAGAGACAUAGACUGCGUCGGCUAGAUGCGAGCGGGCGGCGGCGCAGCUCGCGUCGACACAGGGACGAGGGAAGGGCCGAGGACGACGUGUGCGAGUUCCCGUGGAGAUGGGCGAGGGUACCUCUACAUCUGGAUCUAGGAGUCGGCUGGCUCGGGUAUCUUCUUUCCGCCAGCGAGAGGAGGAGGAGGAGGUGGCAGUGCCAUACCACGAGGCGGAGGGGGUACCGGAUGUUGACCCUCCACUCGGGGAGGAGGAUGAGCAGGAGGGCAGCUACCCGGGAGGGCCCAUUGAGACUUCCGUGCUGAUUACCUACCACGAUCACGUCGCUCGGCGUAUCUGGGAGGAAGAGGAGAGAGAGCCGUUGAAAAUGGUGAACCACGCCCGGAAGAUUUUCAGUUUGUUUAAACCGACUGCUGAGUGGUUUAACGACUCGGUGAGAGCUUCAGGGCUUAGUGGGCUCUGCAUGACGGGGUACACCACCAUCAGCCACAGCAUGCAGGGGGCCUUUGUGGAGCGCUGGCACAAGGAGACGUCUUCUUUCCACUUGCCGGUUGGGGAGAUGACGAUCACCUUGCAUGACGUGCAGUGUCUUCUCCACCUGCCGAUCAGGGGUCCGCUGUUCACCCACUCCCGGAUCCAGAUGGUCGAAGCCACUCAGUGGAUGGCGCUCUAUUUGGGCAUGGAGCCCGAAGCUGCUGACUACGAGUGCAUCACGACAUCUGGACCUCAUAUCCGGUUCACCAUACUGAGCCGCUAUUUCGAGCACCACCUGGACGCGGCGGCCGAUGCCGAGGAGGCGGGUGACGAGCUAUUUACACAGUAUCACCGUGGCUGUGCUCUCCGGUGCUGGUACAUGCAUGUGGUAGGCGCCGCAGUCUUUGUGGACAAGAGUGCAAGGUACGUCGAUGUGACCUACCUCCGCUACUUCAUGGACCUGACUACCGUUCACCAGUGGAACUGGGGGGCAGCUACUCUGGCAUAUCUAUACCAGAAGCUGAAUGAGGCCUCCAACUGGAGGACGAGGCAGUUGACCGGAUCCUGCACACUACUUACGAGUUGGAUCAUUUCUUAAUUCUCCCGCAUCCACGGCUUUCACAUCGAUCCUGUGUACAUGGACGCCAUGCCCAGGGCCGCCAGAUACGUUCUCCAGAGGGGGAACAAUGCGGUGGGACCAUACCGUGGGUACCUCGACCGCACGAUGCACGACGACGUCACCUAGAGGCCAUUCAGCGACUACACUCAGGUUGUCCCCUUUGACGGCAUUGCUUUAUAUUCUGGAUGGUUGACAUGCCGGGCCAGCAUCAUGGUCCGGUAUCUCCCUGAGCGGUGCAUGCGUCAGUUCGGAUUUGUGUAGAUGAUACCCAGAUCACCUUUUGAGGCUGCUCCCGACACAGUGACCCGAGUGCAGCUCACUGCCAUAUUUGAGGAUUGGGAGAAACAUAUGGUACCGGAGGAGUGUCGUCGCAUUCGUGUCACCCAGGACUGGCACAGUGUGGAGGGAUACGUCACAUGGUUCUACCGGGUGUCACAUCCUCUGCUGAGACCCGACGCUCCCGGCGCUCCCAGGCCAGCACACGAGGAGAUCCUAGAGAACCAGCAUGCCGAGGAUGACCACGCCAUUGAUCUCCUGCCGAUCUGCCAGCGGAUAGAGAUGCUUGGGCGGGACGCGUUGGAUCGAGGUGUCGUUCAUCAGGGCGGUCCAGAGGCAGUCGCCGUGAUGGAGAUGAUCGUCACUGAUGCGGGCCGUGCGGCGGCAGAGGAAGUCCCAGGGAGAGAGGGUUAGGCAUACCUAGUAGUGGUCGGGUUUAUUUUUUUUAUCACGGAUUGUAUCUUUUUUACACUAUUAUUAUUUGGAUUCG
Vicia villosa (hairy vetch) is the source of this 3298-nucleotide messenger RNA. RefSeq names its product protein MAIN-LIKE 1-like. Gene Ontology annotation, biological process: meristem development; meristem maintenance. The transcript has 3 exons. Bases 1546 to 2511 code for a protein of 321 amino acids. The record is from RefSeq and is a predicted model, not a curated record. NCBI's taxonomy places the organism in Eukaryota, Viridiplantae, Streptophyta, Magnoliopsida, Fabales, Fabaceae.